Messenger RNA from Populus euphratica (Euphrates poplar), 2725 nucleotides. RefSeq names its product far upstream element-binding protein 2-like. Bases 233 to 2509 code for a protein of 758 amino acids. The transcript is spliced from 7 exons. Gene Ontology annotation, molecular function: RNA binding. Lineage: Eukaryota; Viridiplantae; Streptophyta; Magnoliopsida; Malpighiales; Salicaceae. The record is from RefSeq and is a predicted model, not a curated record.
UUUAUAUAAAAAGCCUUAGGCUUAAACCCUCUCUUCACCACUUGAUGAUAGCUAUCCUCUACGCGCAACCUCACCACACUCUAUCCCGUAAACAGUGACCAUAUCCGAUCACUCAGAUUAUUCUACUACUAACUUCUCUGAUCUAAUUAAUUCUUUUUUCUUCAAAUCUUCAUUUUCUGAUCUUAAUUCUUACCGACAGUUGUUUCAAAUCUUCUUGCAACCUACUGAGGUAAUGGCGGCGGAGGAGGUUGUGGCACCUGCUGUGAUUCCAGUGGCGUCGGAUCACAAGAGAAAGCUGGGAGAUUUAGAGCCGGAAGUUCUUGAACAAGCUGAGCCAAGUCCGGUCGACGAACAGGAUCCAGAAGUGACGGAGAAGGCUGAUGACGUGGAGGAUGGUGGUUCGCCUGAGACUAAACGGCUAAGGAUUGAUGAAAAAACCGAUGGGUUAGCCAGCGAAAAUGGUUUCAAAGGAGACGAGUCAGGUGAACGUGCAAGGGAAGAAACUGAAGAGCAGAGUGUUGAGAAUGAGCAAGAGAAGGAUGGUAAUGUUGAGCCUCCAUCUGAGGAGGUACUGGAAACAACUGAUAAAGAAGAAACAAAUGCAGUCAUUCCGGAGACUGAUAAUACCGACCAACCUACUGUUGAUGGUUCCAAGGAUGAGGAUGCUGAGAAGCAGUCUUUAGAGGAUGCUGAGAAACCAUCUUUAGAGGAUGCUGAGGAACAUCUAUCUGAGGAUCAAACAACAUCGCGCAAAAUGGAGGUUCCGAAUGACAAGGUUGGGGUUCUAAUUGGUAAGGGUGGAGAUACUAUACGUUACCUGCAGUAUAAUUCUGGAGCAAAAAUUCAAAUCACAAGGGAUUCUGAAGCUAAUCCACAAUCCACAACAAGGCCAGUAGAAUUAAUAGGGACUUUAAGCAGUAUAAGAAAUGCUGAGAAGCUCAUCAAUGCAGUCAUUGCAGAGGCUGAUGCUGGGGGUUCCCCAUCUCUUGUAGCUAUGGGCCUUGCUAGUAGUGCACAAACUGCUGGAGCAGGAGAUCAGCUGGAGAUUCCAGUUCCCAAUGAGAAGGUUGGUCUAAUUAUAGGACGGGGUGGGGAAACCAUCAAAGGUCUUCAAGCCAAAUCUGGGGCUCGCAUUCAGUUGAUACCUCAACACCUUCCAGAAGGGGAUGGAUCUAAAGAAAGAACAGUACGUGUAACUGGAGAUAAGAGGCAAGUUGAGAUGGCCAGAGAAAUGAUAAUGGAUGUCAUGAAUCAGACUGUGAGGCCAUCAAAUCUCUCUAGCAGCUUUAACCAGCAGCAGUCCUAUCGACCCCGUGGACCCACAGGCCCAGCUCACUGGGGUCCUCGUGGUCCUCAUUCAAACCAGAAAAUGCCAUAUGAUUAUCAGCAUCGGGGUCCGUAUCCAUCCCAAGGCUCACAGUAUCCUCCAGCUUAUGGUGAUUAUCCUCAACAUAUGGCCCCAAGAGGUAAUUACAGUUCUGGUUGGGAGCAAAGACCUGCUAAUGUGCAGGGCCCUCACACACACACCGGCGGCUAUGAUUACUAUAGUCAAGGAGGUCAUGUAUCCGAUCACCCAGUUUCUGGCCCAAUGCCUGCUCCCAUUCCUGGGCCUGCUUCUCGUCAUUCCCCUGCCCCUGUUAUGGGUGGACCUCCAUCCCAGGUAAAUUACAGCUAUGGACAGUCCCAUGGUCCAGAUUAUGGGCACCAAGCUCCCUAUUCCCAGGCAGCCCCUUCUCACCAGAGCUACGGGCAUGGAUAUGAUGAACCGAAGUAUCCUUAUGGGUAUGGAAGUUCACAGCCAGUGUAUUCACAGGCUGGCAACCAACCAGGCUAUGGUGCACAGCAGCAAUAUGGCAAGCAGCCAUCAUUUGGAAUGCCAUCACAGGGACCAACUCCCCAGUCAUAUGGUCCUCCUAGGCCUGGUCAACCAGGAGAUAUGUCUUAUCAAGGUCCUAUGCAAUCAAGUCAACCAUAUGGUUCAAAUGCACCACCACCACUGCAACAACAGUAUCCAUACGCAUCUAGUGGGCCCAUGCAGCAACCCUAUCCUCCUUAUGGGUCCGGAUCAGGUUCCAAUGGGUAUAAUCAGGCACAAACUGCAUCUGGCCCAGGCUAUCCUCAGCAAGGUGGCCAGCCUGUUCCUACAUCUGGACAGCCUGGUGGACAAGCAGCAGCUGGCUAUGCGCAAGGUCCUGCUGGGGGCUAUGGGUCAUAUCCAUCUGCACAACAAGGUUAUUCUGAGCAGCAAGCUGCAAACAAUGCAGGUUAUGGCUAUCAAGGGUCUCAAGAUCCUGCUUAUGGUAGUGCCCCUGCAUAUGGUGCACCAGCCAGCCAGCAGGGUUAUGCUCAACCAGCACCAACUCAACCAAGCUAUGAUCAGUCAGUCCCACAAUCUGCUGGUUAUGGAGCCGCUCCGGCAACUGCACCAGUUGGUUAUGGGAAAACAGUCUCUCCACAGCCUGGCUAUCCUCAAUAUGACUCAACCCAGAUGUAUGCUGCGCCACGCUGAAAGUGAUAUUUUGUAGCUUCCUUGUAGGUGGAUUUGCGUUGGUGACGUGCUGGGCAUUUGCGAUUACUGUUCUAGAUUGUCCGUUAGAUUUAGCUUUUGGACAUUUAGGUCAAUUUCUGUUUCUGAUAGUAGAAUGAACUUCUAAGCCUCCGCUCAUCUUAGUUUGUAACAAGAUGGUGCUACUAUUUAAUGCAGCUCAAGUUCAAAUUUCUGGGU